Heterostelium album PN500 is the source of this 375-nucleotide messenger RNA. RefSeq lists its product as uncharacterized. The record is from RefSeq and is a predicted model, not a curated record. The transcript has 3 exons. Lineage: Eukaryota; Evosea; Eumycetozoa; Acytosteliales; Acytosteliaceae. The coding region runs from base 1 to 375 and encodes 124 amino acids.
AUGCAACGAUUCUAUAAAGUAUUGGAUUUACCAAAACCAAAGCAAUACUCAGCACUAUACAAGGCAUAUUGUAUGCAAAAGAUCUAUUUAUAUAACACUGAAAAGAUCACUUUUAUUACAAGCAAAUAUGGAAAAGAUGUCACUGGAUCAAGAAUGUUUAAAUAUACAUAUUUAGAACCAUUUAAAUAUUGGAAUAGCGAUGUUCAAUUUGAAGAGAAAAAGAUGAUCAGUGGUGAACCAGGUGUUGAAAUUAAAAAAGUUGAUGGUACAGUACAUUUUAUUGCAGGUCGUGGAAAGACAGCAGAUCAAUUAAUUACAGAGGUAUUAGAGAAAGCUGAUGGAAAGAAGAUCAAUGUUAAUAUUCCAGAUUACUGA